AUGUCGUUUAACCAAUUGGCUUUGUCAAACGACUCAAACACCCUUCAAAAAGGUGUCUUGAAUGAUGAUGAUACCUGGGUCCAAUCGGUGCUCCCGCUGCUUCUAGAUAGAAUCGAUCAAGUGAAAGCAGCGGUGCAUCAAGCCCAGACUACCAAUGCCAGCGGCCCUACAGCCAAAGAUGUUGAUACUAUCUCUGGGUGGUGUGACAAAAUUAGAAAACACCUCGAGGGUCAAUUCAAGGAUGGGGCGCCGUUUACGAUAUACAGACUAGCUGAGUUGGUUUUAGAACCUGAGAAAUCCGGCUAUUCACUCGCUACAGUGCAGCUGGCUGAGCGGUACUUGGCAGCAUUUUCAAGAACAAUUAUGGUUCUGUCAAAAGAAACACAUCAUUUGGAGAACGAGAAUGGUGUGCAUCAGAAAGAACCGGAUGGGAAAAUAGAGGAGGACACAGUUCCCAACAAGGCCACUCCUUCACAAUAUGAGGAAUACGAUCUUCCGAGAGAUGUGACCUACAUUUCGCUUCCGUGGGCGCAUCAAAAAGAGAAGGAGGAUACCCUGCCUUCGAAGAGACAAAAGAUAGAUAAUCAGCUUCUUAGUCCCCUUCGAGAGUCGCUGAAACCACAAUCACGAUCUCCGGAAAGAUCGGAUUCGUCAUCACCUACGCAGCCAGCUUCCACAAGUCUGGAUCUGGAUCUGUGA
Messenger RNA from Candidozyma duobushaemuli, 699 nucleotides. RefSeq lists its product as uncharacterized. Gene Ontology annotation, cellular component: protein phosphatase 4 complex. Gene Ontology annotation, molecular function: protein phosphatase regulator activity. Lineage: Eukaryota; Fungi; Ascomycota; Pichiomycetes; Serinales; Metschnikowiaceae. The record is from RefSeq and is a predicted model, not a curated record. The transcript has 2 exons. The coding region runs from base 1 to 699 and encodes 232 amino acids.